Messenger RNA from Colius striatus (speckled mousebird), 1324 nucleotides. It is a transcript of the gene PPID, whose product is annotated as peptidylprolyl isomerase D. Gene Ontology annotation, biological process: protein folding; protein peptidyl-prolyl isomerization. The coding region runs from base 280 to 1185 and encodes 301 amino acids. The transcript is spliced from 10 exons. Gene Ontology annotation, molecular function: peptidyl-prolyl cis-trans isomerase activity; protein binding. The record is from RefSeq and is a predicted model, not a curated record. NCBI's taxonomy places the organism in Eukaryota, Metazoa, Chordata, Aves, Coliiformes, Coliidae.
UAUGUACAGGAGAGAAAGGAACUGGGCCGACCACUGGAAAACCUCUCCAUUAUAAAGGAUGUCCUUUCCACAGAAACUAAACAGCCCCAGUUCCUGCAGCCUUUCCUCAUAAGAAAGUCUGAUCAUCUUGGUGGCCCUAUGCUGGACUCUCUCCAGAAGUUCUCUGUCCCUGUUGAGCUGAGGAGCCCAGAACUGGACACAGGACUCCAGAUGAGGCCUCACCAGGGCAGAGUAGAGAGGGAGAAGAACCUCCCUUGACCUGCUUCAGCACUCUUCUUGAUGCAUUCUUUAGGCACAGUUAUUAAGCAAUUUAUGGUCCAAGGUGGAGAUUUCUCAAACCAAAAUGGCACAGGUGGAGAAAGUAUAUAUGGUGAAAAAUUUGAAGAUGAAAACUUUCAUUAUAAGCAUGAUAAACCAGGGCUGCUGAGCAUGGCAAAUGCAGGACCUGGUACUAACGGCUCUCAGUUCUUUAUUACAACGGUGCCUACUUCUCACCUGGAUGGGAAACAUGUCGUGUUUGGCCAAGUGAUCAGAGGAAUGGGUGUGGUUAAGAUGUUAGAAAAUGUUGAAGUAAAAGGAGAAAAUCCUGCCAAGCUGUGUGUCAUUGCAGAAUGUGGAGAGCUAAAGGAAGGAGAUGACUGGGGAAUUGUUCCCCAGGAUGGGUCUGGAGAUGCUCAUCCAGAUUUUCCUGAAGAUUCAGAUCUAGAUUUGAAAGACGUUGACAAGAUUGUGGCCAUAGCAGAAGACAUAAAGAAUAUAGGAAAUACUUUCUUCAAAUCGCAAAAUUGGGCAGUGGCAGCUAAAAAGUAUAGUAAAAGUUUACGGUAUGUAGAAGCUUCUGAAGCAGUGGCAGAGGAGGCAGACAAACCAAAGUUAAAGACUGUUGCUUUGACCUGUGUUUUAAACAUUGCUGCUUGUAAACUGAAACUGUCGGAUUGGCAGGGAGCAAUUGAAAGUUGUUCAGAGGCUCUUAAAAUAGAUCCAGCAAAUACUAAAGCUCUCUACAGACGGGCUCAAGGAUGGCAGGGGAUAAAAGAUCUCGAUGAGGCACUGGCUGAUCUUAAAAAGGCUCAUGAAAUAGCCCCCGAAGACAAAGCUAUCCAGUCGGAAACACUCAGGAUCAAGCAGAAGAUAAAAGCCCAAAAAGAGAAAGAGAAGGCAGCUUAUGCUAAAAUGUUUGCUUGAUUUUUUUUCCCCUAAACUUUUAAAUCUAUGCACUAACUCAUGCAAAAGGAUAAAUGGAGCCGCUUCUUUCAUUUGCCCUGUACUGCAGUUGUCAGUGUUUACAACUCAAAAGUCUAACAAUAAAGACAAACUGUUCAGA